Messenger RNA from Cynocephalus volans (Philippine flying lemur), 3493 nucleotides. RefSeq names its product zinc finger protein, FOG family member 2 (gene ZFPM2). Gene Ontology annotation, cellular component: nucleus. Gene Ontology annotation, biological process: cell differentiation; heart development; negative regulation of transcription by RNA polymerase II. The transcript has 8 exons. Lineage: Eukaryota; Metazoa; Chordata; Mammalia; Dermoptera; Cynocephalidae. Gene Ontology annotation, molecular function: RNA polymerase II-specific DNA-binding transcription factor binding. The record is from RefSeq and is a predicted model, not a curated record. The coding region runs from base 38 to 3493 and encodes 1151 amino acids.
CACCGCCGGAGCCCCAGCGGCAGCGGCCGCCGCCGAGAUGUCCCGGCGAAAGCAGAGCAAACCCCGGCAGAUCAAACGGCCGCUUGAAGAUGACAUUGAAGAUGAGGAAGAAGAGUGUCCAUCAGACGAAACAGAUGUCAUCUCAAAAGGAGACUUUCCACUGGAGGAAAGCUUUUCCACAGAUUUUGGGCCUGAAAAUCUGAGCUGCGAAGAAAUGGAAUACUUUUGUAACAAAGGUGAAGAUGAAGGAAUCCAGGAGACAGCCGAAUCGGAUGGGGACACACAGUCAGAGAAACCAGGACAACCUGGAGUCGAGACAGAUGACUGGGAUGGACCAGGAGAGCUGGAGGUAUUUCAGAAAGAUGGGGAACGAAAAAUUCAGAGUCGGCAGCAACUUCCAGUGGGAACAACCUGGGGGCCAUUCGCUGGGAAGAUGGACUUGAAUAAUAAUUCCCUGAAGACAAAGGCUCAGGUCCCCAUGGUGCUGACGGCUGGUCCCAAGUGGCUGCUGGAUGUGACUUGGCAGGGAGUGGAAGACAACAAAAACAACUGCAUUGUAUACAGCAAAGGGGGUCAGCUUUGGUGCACGACGACGAAGACCAUCUUGGAGGGUGAAGAGCUCAUUGCCUUUGUGGUGGAUUUUGACUCAAGGCUACAAGCUGCCAGUCAGAUGACUCUCACAGAAGGGAUGUACCCUGCGCGCCUGCUGGACUCAAUUCAGCUGCUUCCUCAGCAAGCUGCCAUGGCUUCUAUUUUGCCUACAGCUAUUGUCAAUAAGGAUAUAUUCCCUUGCAAGUCCUGUGGCAUCUGGUAUCGGAGUGAGCGGAAUCUGCAAGCCCAUUUGAUGUACUAUUGCAGUGGGAGACAAAGAGAAGCUGCUCCAGUGUCAGAAGAAAAUGAAGACAGUGCUCAUCAGAUUUCCAGCCUGUGCCCCUUCCCGCAAUGUACCAAGAGCUUUUCAAAUGCCCGUGCUCUAGAAAUGCACCUGAAUUCACACAGUGGAGUGAAAAUGGAAGAAUUCCUCCCCGCUGGUGCUAGUCUAAAAUGCACUGUCUGUAGCUACACUGCUGAUUCUGUGAUCAACUUUCACCAACACCUGUUCUCCCAUCUCACUCAAGCUGCCUUCCGAUGCAGUCACUGCCAUUUCGGCUUCCAGACUCAGAGGGAAUUAUUGCAGCACCAGGAGCUCCACAUCCCCAGCGGCAAACUUCCCAGAGAAAGUGACAUGGAGCACUCUCCAAGUGGAACCGAAGACAGCUUACAGCCAGCCACAGACUUGUUGACCAGAAGCGAGCUCCCCCAGAGCCAAAAGGCCAUGCAGACUAAAGAUGCAAGCUCUGACACAGAGCUGGACAAGUGUGAGAAAAAGACUCAGAUCUUCCUCGCUAACCAGAGACCAGAGAUACAGCCUACAACAAAUAAACAAAGCUUUUCUUACACAAAAAUAAAGUCUGAGCCCUCUAGCCCGAGACUCGCCUCAUCUCCAGUUCAGCCUAAUAUUGGUCCAUCUUUCCCUGUGGGUCCUUUCCUAUCUCAGUUUGCUUUCCCCCAAGAUAUCACCAUGGUCCCUCAAGCUUCAGAGAUCUUAGCCAAGAUGUCUGAACUGGUGCAUCGGCGACUGAGGCAUGGAAGUAGUAGCUACCCUCCGGUAAUUUACAGCCCCUUGAUGCCCAAGGGGGCCACUUGUUUUGAGUGUAACAUAACAUUCAAUAAUUUGGAUAAUUAUCUAGUGCACAAAAAACAUUAUUGCAGCAGCCGAUGGCAGCAGAUGGCCAAGUCUCCAGAGUUCCCCGGUGUUUCAGAAAAGAUGCCUGAAGCUGUGAGUCCCAACACUAGCCAAACUUCCAUAAACCUUCUCAACCCAGCUGCUCAUUCUGCUGAUCCUGAGAAUCCACUUCUUCAAACAUCCUGCAUCAAUUCUCCCACUGUUUUAGAUUUAAUUGGGCCAAAUGGGAAGGGUCAUGACAAGGACUUUUCCACUCAAACUAAGAAGCUCUCCACCUCUAAUAGCAGUGAUGAUAAAAUUAAUGGAAAACCUGUUGAUGUGAAAAAUCCCACUGUCCCCUUAGUGGAUGGGGAAAGUGACCCAAAUAAGACUACCUGUGAAGCUUGUAAUAUUACCUUCAGCCGGCACGAAACGUAUAUGGUCCACAAACAGUACUAUUGUGCUACACGCCACGACCCUCCACUAAAGAGGUCUGCUUCCAGCAAAGUGCCUGCCAUGCAGAGAACCAUGCGCACCCGCAAGCGAAGGAAGAUGUAUGAGAUGUGCCUACCUGAACAGGAGCAAAGGCCCCCACUGGUCCAACAGCGAUUUCUUGACGUAGCCAACCUCAGCAAUCCUUGUACCUCCACUCAAGAACCCGCUGAAGGGCUGGGAGAGUGCUAUCACCCGAGAUGUGAUAUCUUUCCAGGAAUUGUCUCAAAGCACUUGGAAACUUCUCUGACGAUCAACAAAUGUGUGCCAGUUUCCAAAUGUGACACUUCGCAUUCCAGCGUUUCCUGCCUAGAGAUGGACGUGCCCAUAGAUCUCAGCAAAAAGUGUUUAUCCCAGUCUGAGCGGACAACCACAUCUCCCAAAAGGCUCCUGGACUACCACGAGUGCACUGUGUGCAAAAUCAGUUUCAACAAGGUCGAAAACUACCUGGCCCACAAGCAGAAUUUCUGCCCGGUCACUGCACAUCAGCGUAAUGACCUGAGUCAACUCGACGGGAAAGUCUUUCCAAAUCCAGAAAGUGAACGAAACAGCCCUGAUGUCAGUUAUGAAAGAAGCAUAAUAAAAUGUGAGAAAAAUGGGAAUCUGAAGCAGACUUCCCCCAAUGGAAACUUAUUUUCGUCCCACUUAGCAACCCUGCAAGGCCUAAAAGUCUUUAGUGAAGCUGCUCAGCUCAUUGCUACAAAAGAAGAAAACAAACAUUUGUUUCUUCCACAAUGCCUUUACCCUGGAGCAAUAAAGAAAGCAAAAGGAGCCGACCAGCUUUCUCCAUAUUAUGGAAUAAAGCCAAGCGAUUAUAUUUCUGGUUCUCUUGUCAUCCAUAACACUGACAUAGAGCAAAGCACAAAUGCAGAAAGCGAAUCUCCUAAAGGCCAGGCUUCCUCAAAUGGGUGUGCUGUGCCGAAGAAAGAUUCUCUGCCAUUGCUUCCCAAAAACAGAGGCAUGGUAAUAGUGAACGGUGGACUGAAACAAGAUGAGAGACCUGCCGCCAACCCACAGCAAGAGAACAUUUCCCAAAAUCCUCAGCAUGAAGAGGGCCACAAAUCUCCCUCAUGGAUCUCUGAGAACCCAUUAGCUACAAAUGAGAAUGUCUCACCAGGAAUUCCCUCGGCAGAGGAACAGUUAUCUAGUAUAGCAAAAGGUGUGAAUGGUUCCACCCAGGCUCCAACCAGUGGGAAAUAUUGCCGUCUGUGUGAUAUCCAGUUCAACAAUCUUUCAAACUUUAUAACUCACAAGAAGUUUUAUUGCUCAUCACAUGCAGCAGAACAUGUCAAAUAA